Oncorhynchus nerka (sockeye salmon) is the source of this 2555-nucleotide messenger RNA. RefSeq names its product CD81 antigen-like. The transcript has 8 exons. Gene Ontology annotation, cellular component: plasma membrane. NCBI's taxonomy places the organism in Eukaryota, Metazoa, Chordata, Actinopteri, Salmoniformes, Salmonidae. The record is from RefSeq and is a predicted model, not a curated record. Bases 138 to 857 code for a protein of 239 amino acids.
AGAUUUCUGGCACAGAGUUUGAGUUCUAAGAACGAGAAGAAGCUAUAACGGUCCGUCUUCUUAGAAUCUCGGGCACAUUGGUAUAUUGCAGACUUAAUUUAUUUAUCUAAAAUAGCGGACCUGAACAUUCGAUCGUCAUGACUGUCGUUGGCUGCAACAAGUGUGUCAAAUUCAUGCUCUUUUUCUUUAAUUUCGUUUUCUGGUUGGCUGGAGGUGUGAUCUUGGGAGUGGCUCUAUGGCUUCGUCAUGACAACCAGACCAGCAGUCUCAUCAUGCAGCAGUUUGAAGGCCAGCAGGCUCCAAACACCUUCUAUACCAGCGUGUACAUCCUGAUUGCUGUGGGAGCUGUGAUGAUGAUUGUAGGGUUCCUUGGUUGCUAUGGUGCCAUCCAGGAAUCUCAGUGCCUCCUUGGAACGUUCUUCUUCCUGUUGGUGUGCCUCUUCGCCUGUGAGGUGGCUGCUGGCAUCUGGGGAUUUAGUAACCGUGAGACAAUCUCCAAGGAGAUGAUAAAUUUCUAUGACGCGGCGUACAUCAAGUCAGUGGACGUUGUAGACUCUUCCAGCAAAACAGCUGCUAUCAAAGUCCUGGAGGUGUUCCACGAGACGCUGGACUGCUGUGGUAAAGGAGACGACUCCCCCUUAUUCAAACAAGUGGCCGGAGCUCUGUGUCCCAAGAAGACCCAGGACGAUGCCUUGUUGAAACCUCAGAGCUGUCAUCUGAAGCUGAAAGACCUCUUCUCCGAGAAGCUCUGCCUGAUUGGUCUAGCUGCCCUGGUGGUCGCUGUCAUCAUGAUCUUUGAGAUGAUAUUCACCAUGGUUCUCUGCUGUGCGAUCCGCAACGCCACCCCAGUGUACUAGAACCACAGAACCGUAAUUUAACCACAGAACCAUAGAACGACGGAACCAUGGAAUCAUAGAACCACAGAACCAUAUUGGAGGGGAAAGUCCUCUACAGAUCAAAGCCAACAAAGGGGAUGCAAAUGUUAUGUUAUGUUUUGUUUAGUUCCUGUUAUGUUUUGUGUUGUACUUCCUGUUUUGUGAUGUAGUUCCUGUUUUGUGUUGUAGUUCCUGUUAUGUUUUGUGUUGUACUUCCUGUUUUGUGAUGUAGUUCCUGUUUUGUGUUGUAGUUCCUGUUAUGUUUUGUGUUGUACUUCCUGUUAUGUUUUGUGUUGUACUUCCUUUUUUGUGUUGUAGUUCCUGUUAUGUUUUGUAGUUCCUGUUAUGUUUUGUGUUGUAGUUAUUUUUUGUGUCUUAGUUAUGUUUUGUGUUGUAGUUAUUUUUUGUGUCUUAGUUAUGUUUUGUGUUGUAGUUCCUGUUUUGUGUUGUAGUUCCUGUUUUGUGUUGUAGUUAUGUUUUGUGUUGUAGUUAUGUUUUGUGUUGUAGUCCCUGUUAUGUUUUGUGUUGUAGUUCCUGUUAUGUUUUCUGUUGUAGUUCCUGUUUUGUGUUGUAGUUCCCAUUUUGUGUUGUAGUUCCUGUUUUGUGUUGUAGUUCCCGUUUUGUGUUGUAGUUCCCGUUUUGUGUUGUAGUUAUGUUUUGUGUUGUAGUUCCUGUUUUGUGUUGUAGUUCCUGUUUUGUGUUGUAGUUCCUGUUUUGUGUUGUAGUUCCCGUUUUGUGUUGUAGUUCCUGUUUUGUGUUGUAGUUCCCAUUUUGUGUUGUAGUUCCUGUUUUGUGUUGUAGUUCCCGUUUUGUGUUGUAGUUAUGUUUUGUGUUGUAGUUACGUUUUGUGUUGUAGUUCCUGUUUUGUGUUGUAGUUCCUGUUUUGUGUUGUAGUUACUGUUUUGUGUUGUAGUUACGUUUUGUGUUGUAGUUCCUGUUUUGUGUUGUAGUUACUGUUUUGUGUUGUAGUUCCCAUUUUGUGUUGUAGUUCCUGUUUUGUGUUGUAGUUCCCAUUUUGUGUUGUAGUUCCUGUUUUGUGUUGUAGUUACGUUUUGUGUUGUAGUUCCUGUUUUGUGUUGUAGUUCCUGUUUUGUGUUGUAGUUACGUUUUGUGUUGUAGUUCCUGUUUUGUGUUGUAGUUCCUGUUUUGUGUUGUAGUUCCUGUUUUGUGUUGUAGUUACGUUUUGUGUUGUAGUUCCUGUUUUGUGUUGUAGUUCCCGUUUUGUGUUGUACUUAUGUUUUGUGUUGUAGUUACGUUUUGUGUUGUAGUUCCUGUUUUGUGUUGUAGUUCCCAUUUUGUGUUGUAGUUCCUGUUUUGUGUUGUAGUUACGUUUUGUGUUGUAGUUCCUGUUUUGUGUUGUAGUUCCUGUUUUGUGUUGUAGUUACGUUUUGUGUUGUAGUUCCUGUUUUGUGUUGUAGUUCCUGUUUUGUGUUGUAGUUCCUGUUUUGUGUUGUAGUUACGUUUUGUGUUGUAGUUCUUGUUCAUUCUUAUUAUAUUGCAGGAUCAUGUACAUUUUUAUAUGUACAUUUUAUAUGUACAUUUUUAUCAGUAUUUUUGAAUAGAGACUAGAUUUUACUACUGUAUUUUUGUUAAUUAUGUUUGAACAAAACUUCUAAUGUAACAGUUUGAGUCUUUUGAUGACCGUUGAUUAAAUGCCAGGCUUUGACCAGCGGACAUUCA